Molecule: messenger RNA, 696 nt
Organism: Dipodomys ordii (Ord's kangaroo rat)
Lineage: Eukaryota; Metazoa; Chordata; Mammalia; Rodentia; Heteromyidae
Gene: Tmem225
Product: transmembrane protein 225
Exons: 5
Coding region: 1-696 (231 amino acids)
Biological process (GO): negative regulation of phosphatase activity
Source: RefSeq, a predicted model, not a curated record
AUGUGCAGGAUUCCUAACAGGAAUAUCCAGACCAUCAACAUCCUCUUCUCCUCCUGGGCCUUAACCUUGCUGGUGAUCAGCCUCAUCAUGGAGGAAUGGGUUGAGUUGCUUCCCAAAAUAAAAAAGAACAAGAUUAGCCACAGUCCCUGGAUGAUGUGUUGCACUGCCAUUUGGCCAGCAGCCGGCCUGGAGGCGGUCAGGGUGAUGCUCAUGGUGGUCCUCGGCCUGUCCUUCCACAUUAACUUGGUCAUGGGUCUGCAGUUCACCGCCAUGCUUCCUCAGAACAGAUGCAUCCACCUCACCAUUGCCUUCCUCAGUUUCUUCACAGGCUUCCUUCUGCUCUAUGCCCUGGUGAGAUACUACCUGAAGCUGAAGCAGGGCCAGUCCGUGUACUUCUCCAGCUUCAAGCCCACCUGGGUCUUCAUCUCGGCCUGCUUCACCGUCAUCCUCUUCCUUACCUGCGGCAUCCUCUCCGUCCUCCAGUGCAAGCCGUCCCUCCAAGACUGCAGCUGCCUGCGGCCCCGUGAGUCCAGUGAGGACCUUCCCCUGGACAGGAGCUCCAUCGAGGUCAUCUCCGCGUACACGGCCGUGCCCCGGAGCAUUGUCCGGGUGCACUCCACCAGCACCAACCCCAAGGAGGAGGACGUGCCCCACAGACAGAGCGCCCAGGAGCGCCACGUGUCCUGGGCCGUGUGA